AGUCAGCCUAAGCCAGUAAAAAGGAGAAAACCACAUUCAUCAACCCAUCUAAAACGUUUCAACCAGUCACUACGUCCUUGAAAUGACUGCACACGCGCCCAUCAUCCGUCUGGAUUGCAAAAGUCAAUCAUAUGAUUGGGGAAAGCUAGGAAAGGACAGCAAAGUCGCGGAGCUUGCGGCUGCUUCGCCAGAGUUUGCCGCAAAGGAAAACACGCCGUAUGCAGAGCUUUGGAUGGGAACCCACCCCAACGGGCCUUCAAAAGUCUUCGACACAGAUACCCCUCUCAAGACGAUAUUGAACGCAACAAACUUGACUGAAAAGCUACACCAAGAAUACAGCGGCGACCUUCCCUUCCUGUUCAAAGUCUUGUCCAUCAGAAAGGCGUUGUCCAUCCAAGCGCAUCCGGAUAAGAAAUUGGCAGGCGACCUGCAUGCAAGGUUCCCUGAUAUUUACAAGGACCCAAACCACAAGCCUGAAAUGGCCAUUGCCCUCACCCCUUUUGAAGCAUUCAUCAACUUCCGCCCUUUGAAAGAAAUCAAGGCCAAUCUCACUCAAUUUCCCGAAUUCCGGGACCUGAUCGGUGAUGCCGUAUCCAAACAAUUCGAAGUGCAAGUGGAUAAAGCGGGUGAAUCAACUGAUGCCAAAGAUCUCGCGGCCAACAAGGAUGUUUUGAAGCUCCUGUUCAAAACAUUGAUGGAGAGCGACGAAAAAGCGCUCCAUGAACAACUGGACAAAUUGAUAACCAGAAUACAAGCCGAUGGACUAAACACCAAAGGAGGAUUGUUUGAACUGGUUUACCGUCUGAAUGAACAGUUUCCCAAAGACGUUGGUGUAUUUUGCGCAUUUUUACUAAAUCAUGUCAAGCUGAGCCCCGGCGAAUCAAUCUUUUUGGCCGCCAAUGAGCCACAUGCGUACCUUUCCGGGGAUUGCGUGGAGUGCAUGGCUGCAUCCGACAAUGUGAUUCGUUCGGGAUUGACACCAAAGUUCAAGGAUGUGGAUACCCUCGUCAAAUGCCUAACCUACAACUACGGUCCGGCUGAUGCCCAGAUUCUGCACGGAGACCCAUACAAAGGCCUCAAGAACACAACUUUGUACGAUCCCCCUAUCCAAGAGUUUUCGAUUCUGCGCACCCGGCUUGAGAAAGAACAAGAAACAGUAGAAGGUAUCGCGGGACCGAGCGUGUUGAUCGUCACGGAGGGAAACGGAAAGAUUGAGUAUAGCAACACUGGGACCAAGACUGUUUUGGAUGCAAAAGCAGGCUACGUGUUUUUCAUCAGUGCAGGCGUGGCUGUCACCUUGACGGGGCUGGGAGAUGGUCCUUUCACUUCCUACCGGGCAUUCUGCACUUAAUUUAUUAAACGAACGCAACUCCUUACGAUGGGCUAUGUUCUUUUUAGUUUGUUGUUGAUGCUGGGUAUACUACUGUCACUCAAUGUAAACUGUCGAUAAUUGAAAUAUACUAGAAAUACUAGAAAAAGUCCGGUGCUAAUUCCGACACUGG
Spizellomyces punctatus DAOM BR117 is the source of this 1502-nucleotide messenger RNA. Its product is annotated as mannose-6-phosphate isomerase, class I. The transcript has 4 exons. Gene Ontology annotation, cellular component: cytosol. Gene Ontology annotation, biological process: GDP-mannose biosynthetic process; carbohydrate metabolic process. NCBI's taxonomy places the organism in Eukaryota, Fungi, Chytridiomycota, Chytridiomycetes, Spizellomycetales, Spizellomycetaceae. The record is from RefSeq and is a predicted model, not a curated record. Bases 83 to 1351 code for a protein of 422 amino acids. Gene Ontology annotation, molecular function: zinc ion binding; mannose-6-phosphate isomerase activity.